Anneissia japonica is the source of this 1719-nucleotide messenger RNA. Its product is annotated as myosin-binding protein H-like. The transcript is spliced from 4 exons. Bases 587 to 964 code for a protein of 125 amino acids. The record is from RefSeq and is a predicted model, not a curated record. Lineage: Eukaryota; Metazoa; Echinodermata; Crinoidea; Comatulida; Comatulidae.
UUUUUCCGAACAACAUAUUAUUAGAGAAAACCUCUUGGUAACCAACAUUUCGCUGAGAACUUUGGUUUGUGAGAAACAUUAUUAAAUGAUAGAGGCAUCGAUUUAAUACUGAAUCUUGAGACAUUAGCCUGGCACUCACUGCAUAGUACAACCGUCGUAUGACUGAAUCCAACUCCGCUACCUGGGAGCGAUAGACCACACAACGCCGCUCGCUGAUUGUUGGUGGCAAUCUGAACGGAUCGUCAUAUUAAAAACGAUCGGUUGCGCGCGCGUUGUGGCGUUGCGUUCUCUAUAUAUUCGUGUCAGCCGAAGACCGUUUAGCGCUCUGAGUGCCCGGCAUUGCAAGGCCUAGAAAGAGGACUGAUGAAAAUGACGCAACACAGCCAUUCUUCAAAAGAAAAUCACAUAGGCGCAGUCUUUUUAGUAGAAUGUAAACCAAAUUAAUCAUGAUAUUGUCAAUGAAUCACUAUAAGACAAUGUCCUGUCAUGUUUGCAAGGACGGGCUGUUUUUUCAAUAUUGUGGGUCUUGAAUAAUACGAACGAAUAGUUGGCCCUAAACAAGCUUCGACAUCAUUUAGUGAACAUCAUGAAAGCCUCAUCAACUUAUGUACAGGGAAACCCUCCCCGGCCUACUCAAGCCUUUUCGCCACCACCCAAACAGGAGUACGCACCACCACCCCUACAAGGGUAUGUACCACCACCGCAAGAAUAUACGCAACAGCAAGGAUACCAAGUGACUCAAGGCUGUGCUCCACCGGCCCAACCCCGACAAGCGUUUGCUGCCCCUCCGGCUGUCAUCUUUAUAAACGCCCAGCAAAUUUCUGCCCCUGCUCAACCAGCCGUUCACACUACCAUUGUUCGUGAACGACCAAGGCAACGGGUUAAUCAUCCUGUACACUUCGUAAUCACGCUGCUUUUCUGGCCCUGGAUUGUCGUAUGGAUCAUUAUUUGCAUAGUCGACUGAACGUAGACCAAUCCUACAGAGAAUUAUUUGCAGCAUUGCAUCCAUCAAUUGAUCGAUCCGUAUCCUGUGUGAAAUAUGUGCCAAGCCAUAUGAUUGUUAUGUGUGUUAAAGAUUAAAUCGAUAACUGGAAAAAGGAAUUUUUUUAUGGCUGUGCAAUUUCAAAUUUCACUGAUUAUAAUUCAAUGUUUGUGCCCUUGACUAUAAUACCUAUUCGGAGAAUAAUUGCGCGUUAGGCCUACUCAGGACUAUAGUAUCUUUUCUAGUUUCCUGUGUGAUACAUUUCUUUUUAAAAGCUAUUAAAGACAAAUAUUACUAUUGUAGAUCGCUAUACAGUAUAUAUUGAAUUUAUUGAUGUAUUAAUCUUAGAACAUAAUGUAAAUAGGGCCUACUAAAGUAAUAAAAUGAGUAGGCCUAUGGUAAACAACGGCGUACUACUAGAAGCAAACACUUGAUGACUACUUUGUCUUAUCUCAUGCUGUUAGGCUGAAGUGUUUUAUAGUUAUUUGACUCUACGCUUUUUCAUUGUACAAUGUCCUACUGUAUUAUUGUUAGUGCCACUGACUCACUUCUGAUACUCAUUUAAGUAUGUAGUAAAAUCUGGAAAAACACAAAAGGCCUAAAUUAAGGGGGUAAAAGCCUAUGCAACAUAUAUAAGGUAGGCCUAAUAUAGGAACAGUAAAUACAUCUGGUUUGAUUUAUUACUACAGUAAUUGAAAGCUAAUAGGUAGUUUUCGCUGCACGACGUUAACCUUAAC